Penicillium maclennaniae is the source of this 1332-nucleotide messenger RNA. It is a transcript of the gene utr2, whose product is annotated as putative cell wall glucanase (Utr2). Gene Ontology annotation, molecular function: hydrolase activity, hydrolyzing O-glycosyl compounds; chitin binding; glycosyltransferase activity. Lineage: Eukaryota; Fungi; Ascomycota; Eurotiomycetes; Eurotiales; Aspergillaceae. The transcript has 3 exons. The record is from RefSeq and is a predicted model, not a curated record. Bases 1 to 1332 code for a protein of 443 amino acids. Gene Ontology annotation, biological process: carbohydrate metabolic process; fungal-type cell wall organization. Gene Ontology annotation, cellular component: fungal-type cell wall.
AUGGUCCGAUUCGUGACUGCCCUCCUGGCCCUGUCGGCUACGGCUUUGGCCACUACCACCUGCAGCUCCAGCAGCCAGUGUCCAGAGGACAAGCCCUGCUGUUCCCAAUAUGGUGAGUGCGGUACAGGCGCAUACUGCCUCGGCGGUUGCGACCCCCAGGCGUCCUUCUCCAUCGGUUCCUGCGCUCCGAUGCCCAUUUGUGAGAACAAGUCCUACACAUGGGAGAACCUGGACAACUCGAUCCUGAACACCAAGUACCUUGGCAAUGCGAGCGAGGCCGACUGGACCUACUCUGGUUUCCCCAAGAUUGAGGAUAACAACCUGGUCAUGACCAUGCCCAAGAACUCGGUCGGUACCCUGUUCGCCAACAACCACUACAUCUGGUACGGCAAGAUUUCCGGCCGUAUCAAGUCUAGCCGUGGCCAGGGUGUGGUGACUGCGUUCAUUCUGCUUUCCGAUGUGAAGGAUGAGAUCGACUACGAGUGGGUUGGCGCCGAUUUGACCGCUGUGCAGACCAAUUACUACUGGCAGGGUGUUCUCGACUGGCACAACAGCGCCAAUGCCUCCGUGACUGACGCCGAUACCUUUGACGACUGGCACACCUACGAGAUUGACUGGACCCCCGAUCAGGUCCAGUGGAUCGUCGACGGUGAUGUCAAGCGCACUCUGUUGAAGUCCGACACUUUCAACGAAACCGCCAACCGUUACCAAUUCCCCCAGACCCCUGCCCGCCUGCAGAUGUCACUUUGGCCCGCCGGCCAGGCGAGCAAUGCCCCGGGCACCAUCGCUUGGGCUGGCGGUGAGAUUGACUGGGACAGCCAGGACAUUCAAGAAAAGGGUUACUACUACGCCACUAUCGGUCAGGUCGACAUUACAUGCUAUUCGGCUCCUUCCGAUGCCGUUUCUGUCGGCAACAACUCCUACAUCUGGACCUCCGAGGCCGCCAUGGAGUCUAAUGUUGAGGUCACCAACAACUCCACUGUUCUGGGCUCCUUGGGUGCCACCGGUCUGGACAUGACCCUCGGUGCCAACAGCAGCAAUGCCACCUCCACCGCUUCCGACAGCGUCCCCACGAACAACAACGGUGCCCUUGGCGGUGCUGGUAACUCUACUGCUUCCUCCAGCAGUUCUUCCUCCAGCAACGACAGCUCCUCCAGCAGCGGCAGCGGCAGCGGCAGCGGCAGCAGCACCAGCACCAGCACCAGCUCCUCUGGCUUCAGCCAGGGCACCACCGCCAGCAAGGACAACAGCGCCCCCAACCAGAAUGAGCGAGUUCUGCGGGGCUCGCUCUUUGCCGUCUUGGUGGCUGUUGUGGUUUUGGUGACCCUGUAA